AAUUUCUGGUCGACUGUACUUAUAACUGGUUGCAUAACCUCCACCUUAUGUAAUAACAUAAACACGGAAGAGCCAAUAAAACCUUUCAGCUGUUAUUUUUUCAAGGUUUUUCUAAUUUAUUCUCAUGUUGAACAAACUCACGAGUGGUCUAAGACUGCUUCGCAUUUUUAACAAAAUUCUUGACAAUACUUGUCAGCAAUUCCAUUCUGCGUUAUUUUAUACAAAAAUGGGCUCGCAACUGUAUUUGAAGCUCCCAAGUGGGCAAAAACUGCCGGCUUUGGGCCUAGGGACUUGGGAGGCGAUAAGCGAUGAAGAAAUCGAAACUGCGGUCAACAACGCCCUAGAUUUAGACUAUCGGCACAUUGACACAGCUUGGGUUUAUGAAAAUGAGGCGGCGAUUGGGAAAGUGUUGAAAAAACGCUUUGCUUCCGGCUUGAAAAGACAGGACGUUUUUAUUACGACUAAACUUCCGAUGACGGGGGUUCACCCAGACAGGGUUGACAUGUUUAUAAAAAAGUCAUUGACGAAUUUGCAAUUGGAUUACGUCGAUUUGUACUUGAUUCAUUUCCCCGUUGGUUGUACUUAUUACGAGGGGGAAGCACGGCCCAGAUUUAACGAUAAAGGGGAGAUUGAGACUGAGGGAAAGACCGACCACGUCGCCCUGUGGAAGAAAAUGGAAGAGCAGGUUGAUGCCGGAAGGGCCAAAAAUAUCGGUUUAUCAAACUACAACAUUUCUCAAAUUGAAACCGUGCUAAAAAACGCAAAAAUUAAACCCGCCGCACUUCAAGUCGAACUCCACGUCUAUUUGCAACAACGCGAACUUGUAGAAUUUUGUCAAAAAAACGGAAUUGCUGUUAUUGCCUACUCUCCUUUGGGGAAUCCCGGCAUGAACAAGUUUUUGCAAAAAAUGGGCCAACAACCCAGACAGUUGGCAAAUAUUUUGGAAGAUGCAAAAAUUAGUGAGAUUGCAAAAAAACACAAAAAAACACCAGCUCAAGUGGCGUUACGUUUCUUGAUUCAGAGGGGCAUUGCGGUUAUUCCUAAAAGUGUAACGCCGAAACGAAUCGAUGAAAAUCGAAAAUUGUUCGAUUUUGUGUUGAGUGACGAUGAGAUGAAAACUUUGUAUGGUUUAAAUGUGGGGGAGGCGGCCAGAGUUUGCGAUUUUAAGGUCUUUGGAGGACUUGAUAAACACCCCGAUUUCCCGUUCGCACAAAAAUGAGCUUUUUUAAUUGAAACAUUACAAUGUGACCGGAUGUUGGUUGCAUAACCCAUGAUAUAAAAUGAUUAUGUUGUAUUUUACCCUUUACUUAAUAAAUAAUCAAAUAAAUAGCAAA
Molecule: messenger RNA, 1334 nt
Organism: Tribolium castaneum (red flour beetle)
Lineage: Eukaryota; Metazoa; Arthropoda; Insecta; Coleoptera; Tenebrionidae
Product: aldo-keto reductase family 1 member B1
Exons: 6
Coding region: 125-1219 (364 amino acids)
Cellular component (GO): cytosol
Molecular function (GO): aldose reductase (NADPH) activity
Source: RefSeq, a predicted model, not a curated record